AAUUGUGGAGCUGAAGAGAGGCAGCAUGAAAGCUGGCCCUUUAAAAUGUCAGCUCUCCCUUGAAUUUGCACAGCAAUGGCAAUACAGUCUCAGGGAAUGGUCUGUUUCAGCUGGCAAUUUUACACAGUAUUGGGUAUAAAACUGAUACUGGCUUAGCAGAACUGAUAUUCCUGACAGUUUAUUAUAACCUUCUUCCUCCAAGUUUUGUAAUAUUUUUGCACUGAAUGAAAUCUGAAGUCAGGGCUGUACAUUUGGAAAUGUGAAGUGUUUUAUUUUUUUAAUGAUAUUUUAAAAACAUAGCAAUAACAUAAAAUGCAUUCAGGCAGUGCUACGUUUAUAACAGUAUAAUCUAUAUUUAGUUUUUUUAAAACUUGAGUUGGGUUUUAAUAGCCAAAGCUCAUUCUGGAGUCUUAAGGGAUGGGAAACAUCGCCCAUUCUCAUUGUAGAACUUCGGAUUUAAAGUGCAGGUCACCGUACAAUGGAUGGAAGAGCUGACUCCUUAGCGAUGGCUGUACACCUGCUUGCCAAACCUGGACAUGCGAUACUUUUGCAGCACACCCUGGACCAGCUUCAGGCAUGGAUCUGCCUAGAUGUCCAUCUCUUCCUCGUAUCAGAGCGCACUUCUCCCGUUAAGUACUAUGAGACCUAUCACCAGAGGAGCACCAGGUUCCCUGGAACAUCUGUUUUGCUUUUUCUACAUGAGGAGUUUGGGGAAGAACGGAUCUUCCAAGUCCAUGAUUUUUUCCAGCACCCACCCUGGCACCGUGUCCACGUGGCGUGUUCCAGUGGAAAACGGUCUCCCCAGGCCCUUGACUCUCAGGACUUUUAUGGGCUGGAUGAGCAUAUGCCCGUGUGGGGACUACGGCAGGUCCACUACGGCACAGAAAUUCUGCGCAUCACCCUCUACUGUAGCUUUGAUAACUAUGAUGAUACAGUCAGGCUCUAUGAGAUGAUCCUGCAGAAAAAGGCAACGGUGCAGAAAAGCAGCUUCUGUGCCUUUGUACUCUACGCAACCCAAAGCAUUGCAGUUCAGCUCUGCUUGAAGCAGCUGCCUGUGGGGAUGUCUGUUGACUCCAAGGAGUCCUCAGUGCUGCAGUUCAAGGUGCAUGAAAUUGGACAGCUGGUGCCACUUCUGCCAAAUCCUUGCAUUCCCAUCAGCAGCACUAGGUGGCAAACUGAAGACUACGAAGGCAACAGGAUCCUGCUGCAGGUUCAAGGCACCGCAAAUUACAGUGAAAACCAAGGUUCAUCUUGCAGGGGGCACAACACUGCAGAUGAGGGAGGUCUCCCCCACUACCGUAUCAGUCCUUCCUCAUUGGCCACCAGAAGAACCACUGGGCAGCAUAAAAAUCGGACCCUGAGAGCUGUGAAGAAUAAGCAUAAAUCUACACAGGGAGGGGAAUGCACUCUGGCAAGUCCUCAUAGCCCUUCCCAAAGCACUUUUUGUUCUUCUUCCUUGCCCCAUAGACCAGCAGAGUCUUCCCCACGGGAUCUCAGUCCUUCCCAAUUGACUCUGGCUACUAAACGGAGACAUUCCAGCCAUGAACUCUGGCUGUGCCAAAGGGAAGAAGAGGAGGAGAUGAAUGUUGACACAGGGAGCAGAGUAUUAUCUUCUGAAUGUAGCGACUCCCCAUUAAAUAGCUUUUCGAAGGAUUUACAGAAUGGUCUUCCUCAGUCCCAGGCGCCAUGCUGUUCAUUCGUUGGAGCUGAGUCCAGAAUCUGCUUGCAACCUGAGGACAGAAGCAGUCUGUUAUCACGUAUUGCCAAAAGUAAUCAAACAUCAGUACAGAGCCCGUCUGGUUUUUGGUUGGGAACAUCAGGAGCAAGCCAUGGAACUGAGAAGGAGGAGGAGGAAGAAUUCUUUAUAUGACUCUAACUACGUAUUGGCCAGAAUUCUGGUAGAGAUUUAUGCUGGUGUAAGUGUAAUUGCAUAAACUGCUCUGGCAAAGUGCUGCUAAUUAAUGAGUUGUCACCUUCCUGUGCUAGUUCCCUGCUGGCACGAGACCAGGAAUAUAAGCAGCAACUUGCUGAUUUGCAGCAAUGCAGCACCAUGAUUUAUGCAAUUGCACUUCAUGCUGGCAUGAAUCUCCAGUAGGAUUCUGACCACUCCUUUCUAGAUUGAUUGCCCAGUGCCUUAUUACUGAAGUUGCAAAGAGAACAAUCUGUAUGCUACACAAAGACCCUGUCUUUGUGUAGAUACCCCAGCUGCCUAUACUACCUUUCCAUACUAGUGUUAAAAACAAAACUUAAAAGUAGUUUUCGAGAGAACAAAUAUGUGUUUAAACUGUUGGCAAAAUUUAAGAUACUAAACAGAGGAAGAGUAGAUAGAGAAUCACGAGACAGAAUUUCUCACACUGGAGGAUUACUGUGCAAUAGAUUGAAAGAAGCCAUCCAUUUUAAUGUUCCACAAGCUUGCUAAAUGAUAUUAGAAGCUGCAGAGAGAAAACAUAGACCUUCUAUAAAAGCUAUCAAUGUCUGUCUGCUGGAACCUGUUAAUGACACAAUGAUUUCACAGUCUGGAAAGAAGUAAUCUGCUUUGCUGUGGAGCAGAACCAGAUAUGAGAUACACUGCUGGUUUUUUUUUUGAGGGGGGGGAGAUACUACAACUCCCAGAGCACCCAAGUCAACAUGGACAGUUACCAAGCUCUCUUGGGCUGCCAUUCUCAACCUCCCCCCGGGCCGUUUGGACGAGGGCCAUAAAUACAAUAUGAAAGAAAUAUAGGCCGAAUCAGGAUUUCAUAAGUCAUAUAACAAACCUAAUAAGGUGGUGUGUGGAGAAUUAUUUUUCCAGUCUCUGGCUGCUUUCAAAUGUACCAGGGCCUCCCAGAGAAUGGCUUGCUCUAGGGGAUUUGGUGAAUUUGAGUCCAAAAAGGAAAGUGUCUCAUUUCUGGGCAAAACAUUGCACUGAUGUACUCAGAGCUUUACAUUUCUACAGCAGGGUGCUGUAAGAGGGGCUUUUUGUCGUUGGGAAGGAGGGAGUACCACUCUUUGUAGUGAGUAAUAUGACUAAACUAGCACCGUUCCAACAUUGGUGGUUUGCUAAGAUGGGAAGCUUUAAUAUUUGAUAGGUUGAGAAGUAAAUAAACUUUGUUGUCAUCCAAAGGGAAGUGGAUGGUUGGUUUGAACACAUUAGGCUAUUGAACAACGCGAGUUACAUUUUCUCCAUGUGUUUUUGUCAUGUUAAAAUCAAGUAUUGCCUUACUGAGAGCUUCCUUUCAACCUUCCUUAUAAGCUGUGUGGCUGCAUAGCCAUGCAGUGCUGGAUUGGGACUUUGCAGCACUGGGGGGGGGGACACCUGCUUGCUUCCAGUUGCAGCCACAACUCUGCAUGCAUGGGGCAGAGGUCCUGCACAGCACUCUGGAAAAUUGCUCCCUUUGUUUUCAUUCUAUCUGAGUUGUGUCUGCUAACAUUCUAACAUUGAUUCUUUCUUCACACAGAACGUAGUCCUGAAAUGGCUGAUACUGUUACCAUUAAAUAGUUUGAUUUCACCUGCCAAGGCUUUUAAGGGUCAACGAAUUAAGAUGUUUUGAGUGAUAGGGAUGGUUAUAUCAUUUGUAAACACAUAUAACCAUUGUGUUUUCCUGCUCUUUCUGAGGUUAGCUGCAAUCCUCACUAUGGAGAGGAGUAGAAAUGUCUUGGAGGGAGUUGGGCAGAAGCUAUAUCUUCUUGUCAGCUGUCCUCCUUGUUAUGUAAUGUGUUUGGUCAAGAAUAUGUAGUUAAAAGUGCAGUUUGCUUUAUAAAAGGUCUGCUUCGGAAGGACAGGAUAAUUGCUAGAAGUACGUUUUCCAUAAAGGUAGUGUGGAACCUCAACUUACGAACGUCCCUGCCUACGAACAUUUUGACUUAU
This is a messenger RNA of Pogona vitticeps (central bearded dragon), 3847 nucleotides long. RefSeq names its product family with sequence similarity 124 member B (gene FAM124B). Gene Ontology annotation, cellular component: nucleoplasm. The record is from RefSeq and is a predicted model, not a curated record. Lineage: Eukaryota; Metazoa; Chordata; Lepidosauria; Squamata; Agamidae.